AUCACGCGUGUGUACGUCUUCGACUAUGGCAUGUACUCUGCUGACUUCACAGGGUAAGACUUGAGUGCGGUAAUACAAUGCCCCGAUGUCUUCAUGUAACAUUGUGUCGGAGGAUUGUGUGAAACCAUGCAUGAAGGCAUGGGACAGCUUUAUAGCCUAAUUAUAGCUUUUUGCUUAUGAUCACUCAUUGUUUUCCCUCUUCCCCCUAUUCUCUUUUACACUUUCACUCUCUAUCUUACUGUCUCUGUCCCUCUCCCUCUCUCCCUCUUUGUUACUCUCUGUCUCCCUCUCUCUCCAUAGGCCUAUGAUGGUGAUAACACAGAAGAUCACCAGCUUGACGUUUGAAAUCCACGAUGGUAAGUAAGGAGCUUUUUUUCCUUCAAACCAGACAUUGAGAAUAUAUUUCUGGAUUAAUCAUAUAAGCCUGUCUCCUCCUCUGAUGUCAGAUGGACCAAAAGAGAGAUGUUAUGCACUAGUAACAUCAUGGGAUAUCCCUCACAUCACCUACAAUGUUAUGGCAUGUUUACUGCCACCACAUCACUGGAAUAUCUCACAUACUUACUCCAUUUCUCCAUAGAAAUGUGGAGGAGUCGGAUCAUAAGGUUGCAUUCUCACUUCUCAGUGCGUUUGAGGACACUGUUUCUAUUGUACUCUGAUAACCCUCGGACCAAAAGUAAAAUAGAAGAAGAAAGCAGGAUAGAAACUAUGUGUUCGAGAGAAUAAGGAGCAAUAGCUCUAUCAAAAUAAAUAGCUUUCCAUGCACACACACACACACACACACACACACACACACACACACACACACACACACACACACACACACACACACAGGGAUGACCUGUGUCACAUGUGGCUCCAGUCCCUAGCUGGCAUUAGGCUGUAAUAUUGUGAGCUAAUUAGCUGUACUUAUCUUGUUAUCAGCGUAAUGGCCGCCAUAAACAACUCUGAAUUAUUCGGCCCACUUCCCUCCGGUCGCCUCAUCCCCGGUGUGCGGCGUGCAACAAGACAAAACGCUGCGGGGUUGGCGAGACAACAGGGCUCCAAACUUUCUGGUAGUCAAUUUAGUGUCUGUUAAUUAGCCUUUAGAUCAGCAGGGACCUGCAAAGAGUGAGAGCGAGAGAGAGCACUGGGACCUAACGGAUGUCAUUACCCAUACUGGACAGUCACAGGAGAGGACAGGACAGCACUGACUUCUCAGACCACUGCCUCUCUCUGGGAUGAAGUCUAUGGGCAGGGAAUGGUGGCCUCACCCUUGUCAACCAUAUAUACUGUUAUGAAAUGUUUUCAUUCCAAUACAUUGGAAAGUCAAAGUGAGUAUCUUUGAAUAAACUUGAACACAAACCACCCUGAUCAAAAGCAAGCAUUACGUAUGUGUUCUUCUCUGCGUCCCUCCCCCCAACAGGAAUGUGCCGGAAAGAGGAGCAGCUGACUCCAAAUCAGAAGAUCCUGGCUAUAAAGUAUGUUUUACACAUAUGUUUUUGUUCUUUUGAGCAGAAAAUGGCUGCUUCCUGUAUGAGCAUGUAAGGACGCUCUGAUUGGCUCUAUAGUUGCUGAAUUCCAAAAUCGACCCCUAGUCUCUAGGCCUAGGCAUUUCAUGUAGCUCUUUUAAAAGGUUAUUUAAAUGUCUUUAGGUACAUUGUUUCUCUUUAGAGAGGAGGAGCGUGUCUUUGGGGAUUCUAACUAUGCCUGUAUCAGUCAGUAUCACAGUCUGAACUGUCACUGUAAUGACUGGGCGACUGUGUUGUGAUGGUCUCUGUGAGUCCCUUUCUUUGUGUCACAGUUGUCACUAUCUCUGACUGUCUCCCCCUGUAAUGACUGCAUUAUGACUGUAUCUGUGCCUCCUCCAUCCUCCCCUGUAAUGACUGUAUCUGUGCCUCCUCCAUCCUCCCCUGUAAUGACUGUAUCUGUGCCUCCUCCAUCCUCCCCUGUAGGAGAAUGCCAAGUCUGCUUGAAUACUUCAGCUACAACUGUAACUUCAUGGGCAUCCUGGCCGGCCCCACAUGCUCCUACAACGAUUACAUCGCCUUCAUUGAGGGCACGCCCUGCUGUCGCCAUAGAGACCAGCAGACCAAUGGGAAGGCCAAUGGCAGGCACAAACAGACUGACCCCUCCCCAAAUGUAAGCAUGGGUCUCAAAUGUCACUAUGAUGUUCUGGAAAGUUACCAAAUGGGCAGCAUGCUCUGCUUUUAAAACAUGCCAACUAUUAUCAAUGCUUGUCUGGAACUUUCUUUCUAAGAGGACAACAUUGCUGUGUAGUAAAUGCACAGUAUUCCCUAUUCACUGAAGGAACAGCAACAUAUGGCUGUCUUUUGUCUCUUAUGAAGCUCUCAAUUAUACAUAGCUGAUGUGAGUUUAAGGAGGCUGCGUCCCAAAUGGCACCCUAUUCCCUUAUAUAGUGCACUGCUUUUGACCAUAGGGCCCUGGUCAAAAGUAGUGCACAAUAUAGGGAAUAGAGUUCCAUUUGGGACACAGUGUUUUUAUGGGCUGACGUUUUCCCCAUUCCUCAGAUUGAAGUCGUCCGUAAGCUGGCCACCUGUUUCUUCUCCCUCAUGGUUUUCCUGUCCGUGUGUAAAGUGUUCCCUGUGGAACGGAACAUCGACGACGACUUCAUCGCCACCACACCCUUCUACACCCAGGUGGUCUACCUCUACCUGUCCAUGCUGACCACCCGGCCCAAGUACUACUUCGUCUGGACGCUGGGUGGGUCUUCUCUCUCUUCCAUAGGUUGCCGUCUGAUUCUCCAUCCUUCUUUCGAAGUGUGCACUUGUCCUUCAGCCAAUGUUUAAACCAAUCCAUCACUUUCAAAUCCAUGAUGGGGAGUGUGUGAGAAGGAAGGAUAAUCGUUUUUGGAAGAAGAGUCGCGUAGCCGUAGACAGUUUUCCAUAGUAAAGCUCUUAUCUUUAGGUUUGUUUUCAUGGAUUGACCCUGAAAACAAUUCUUAGCUGUAAUAUCCUCCAUUAUUCCAUGUUGACAAGUAACCCCUCCCAGACUGAGAACAGAUGAGCUUUAAAGGUGAUGAGAUCAGUCCAACUUUGAUCAGAAGUUUAGUUUAGCUGAAUCCAUUGACUGUUAAUGAGCCAGUUGUAUUUGAUAAAUCUCCAAUGGAUGUAGCAUCCUUGACUUAGUCAGAAAUUCAGCUUCUCCUCACCAAUAUUCAAAAUAUGGCCUUGUUAUUCUUAGGGUCUGUACUGUCCACAUGAGAGGAGUGCUGAAUUAAUAAUGGAAGUGUUUGCAACAAGGCGUGUGUGCGUGUGUUUGUUUGCAGCAAGGUGUGUGUGAGUAUGGUGAUAACAAGCAGGUAGAGGUGGGACUCACUCAGUGCUUCUCUGUACACACACACACACACACACACACACACACACACACACACACACACACACACACACACACACACACACACAGAGCACGGAUGCACGGCCUCAUUGUCUUGUUCCACACUGCUUUCUGCAGGAGCACAAAGGAAAUAUGAUGUAAUAUGGUGCUUCACUUUACUGGUCAUAAACAUGAUGUAUUGUCCUUCACUUUCAUAUAAAUACGCUGUUGUUAGGAUGAUGGAUGAUCUGAUGUUAGUAACAAAUUAAUGUCUAGAAUGAUAUUAUCAUCACUAAUAAAUAGUGCAAUUUGUGGAUGCAAUACAUCCCUUCUGAGCUGGGUUCCUCUCAAGGUUUCGUCCUUCUACAGAGUUUUUCCUGGCCGCUGUGCUUUCGCUUCUGCUUUGCUUGCUCUUUAGGUUCAAGGCCGGGUAACUGUUAAGCACUUUGUGACAACUGCUGAUGUAAAGAAGGGCUUUAUAAAAUACAAUUGAUUGAUUGAUUACGGUGCAGAUGGGACAUGUGAGGAGAUGGUGUUUUCUAAAAGCACGUGUUUUCAUUCUGAACAGCCGAUGCCAUCAACAACGCAGCAGGCUUUGGGUUCAACGGAUACAACAGCGACGGCUCACCACGUUGGGAUCUCAUCUCCAAUCUGAGGAUAAUGGACAUUGAGGUUCGAUUUUUGGGCCAUUGUCUUCGUUCAUGUCUCAGUAUGUUUCUCAUAACUCUAAUACAAGCUCAAGUUACUGUAUACUGAUGUUUCCCUUCUCUGCCUUGGUUCCAGUUUGCCACCAGCUUCAAGAUGUUCCUCGACAAUUGGAAUAUACAGACGGCACAUUGGCUCAAAAGGUACAGAGAUAAAGAAACCAGGCUUAGUCUGUCAUUGGUAAAGACACAAGGAGUGUCAUUUAGUCAAUUUCUUUCUCUAAUUAUCAACACCAGCUUGCAGCCACAUUGUACAUACUAUUUAAAUACAUUGUAAUUACAGUUUAGGCUUUAUUCUUAUUUAAUGCGAGGUGUUCCCUAAAUAAUUUGUGGAUGCACCUAUAGCCAAGGCACUGGGGACUUGUCUGUCUAAAAGUAUUCCACCUAGUGGAUUCUGUUAGUACUAACAGUAGUUUCCAUUAACCCUAACAGUCCUGAGACCCCAGCAAAAAUCGCCUUUUCAUUUAUCUGACUUUAAUUUAUCUGAAUGUACAGCCUAUAUAUUUAGCCUCACAAUGAAUUGUUUUACCAUUUUAUUUUCAGGACAACCAGGGCUACAAGUAGAACACAAAACAAUGUGACAUAAACAGUUGAAUUCAUGAGUUUUAUUGACAAAUGUCACACACAAAAAGGUCUGCCAAAGCAAAAACCUGAUAAAAAUGUAUAUCAAUGCUGUAGGUACAGAAAUUGUUUGCUCAGUGAGAAAUGAAUAUCCAACUAUUCAGUGACAACUGUGUGGAGUUUGUGACAGCAACUAUGUGAGUUUAUUAUAGUAGUAUAGACACUAUGUCCUGGGAUUUCCUAUGAUCUUCUAUGUAGAAGAACCAAUUACCUUCUAACAACUUGUUUAGCCUGUGAGCGUCCUAGAGCAAAAGCUGCAUGUUCGUGAGAGUCUCAGCUUUUCAUAGAUGGCUUUUAAUAGUUUUUAGCUCAAACCAUUCGGACUCUACAGACGUUUUUGUAAAAAGACCCUGGCCCGGGCCCUUUUGGGAUCCGCCCUUGUUUUAUAAACACCACUCUAGCUCAGCCCCCGUUAAUCACACAGACUGAUGGUUGGUAUCAACGGAUGCAGAAGAAAUAGAAAUCCAUAGCAUCCGUGCUCUCUCUCUCUGUCUGUCUGUCUGUCUGUCUGUCUGUGCGUAGGGUGUGUUACGAGCGCUGUCCCUACAACCCCACGGCGGCUACCUUCAUCCUGUCGGCCAUGUGGCACGGCGCCUACCCUGGAUACUACCUCACCUUCCUCACCGGCAUCGUGGUCACACUGGCCGCACGCGCCGUGAGUACUGUCUCUUUCUCUUGUCUCUGUGGGUGUGUGUCUGUCUGUCACUCUCGCUCUCUCCAAAACACACAGACCUCUCUGUGUCUCUUUAUGUUUCUCACUUUCUCUGUAUAUCUCUCAUUUUCCAUAUCUCCCUCUUCUAAAACAAACGCUGACACUCAGAUACGGGCCGGCUUCUCUAUCACUCAAGCCUGUUUCUGUCUGGACUCACUAAGCCCUAAACUUUUCAAAGUCACCGAUUUUUUAAAAAUGUGAUUCACUUAAACAAAUGACAUUUUUUCUGAAUGUCAAUGACUUCAGCUAUCACCAUAUAUAUCCUGAUGGCCCUUCCGUUCCCAUUAGAAAUAAAACAAAAAGCCAUGUUCAACCUGAUCGUUCUUUAUUUCUGCAUCAUCAGUGUGGGGAUCAGUCAUAGUUAGUCCACCAUGGAGACUCACUGUGCUCUAUAAUAAUAAUAAUAUGCCAUUUAGCAGACGCUUUUAUCCAAAGCGACUUACAGUCAUGCGUGCAUACAUGUUUUGUGUAUGCUCUGAAAGCCUGAAUGAAGUAGCAUAUUUAUUAGAGACUGGAUCUGCAUCCCAAAUGGCUCCCUAUAUAGUGCAAUACUUUUGACCAGAGCCCUGGCCCCUAUGGGUGUACAAAACAUUAGGAACACCUGCUCUUUCCAUGACAUGGAGUGACCAGGUGAAUCCAGGUGAAAGCUAUGAUCCCUUAUUGAUGUCACUUGUUAAUAUCCACUUCAGUCAGUGUAGAUUAAGGGUAGGAGACAGUUUAAAGAAGGAUUUAACUGCUUUUGAAUGGGGUAUGGUAGUAGGUGCCAGGCGCACCUGUAUGUCAAGAACUGCAACGCUGCUGGUCACGCUCAACAGUUUCCCGUGUGUUUCAAGAAUGGUCCACCACCCAAAGGACAUCCAGCCAACUUGACACAACUGUGAGAAGCAUUGGAGUCAACAUGAGCCAGCAUCCCUGUGGAACGCUUUCGACACCUUGUAGAGUCUGUGCCCCGACGAAUUGAAACUGUUCUGAGGGCAAAAAACAACUCAAUAUUAGGAAGGUGUUCCUAACAGGCCAGCCAGACAGACAGAUGGAGAGCAGACAGGGCAGGAAUCAGGCUAAUGGAGCAUCACCCGAGUCACUUUGAGACUCACCGAGGCAGAUCACCGCUGAUGGAUGAGCUGAGAGAGAAAGUCCAGUUGAAAAAUGUACUCUUACCUGCAUCCCAAAUUGUAUGCUACUCCCUAUAUAGUGCACUACUUCUAACCAGGGACCAUGCACUAUAUAGGGAAUAGGGUUCCAUUUGGGACGCAACCUUCGAUAUGGGAAAUGUGAACUUGGCGAGGGAGAGAGAGUUAAGGGCAGAUUUAGAAGGGCCUUUUGUUGUACAUUUUAUUGUCUCACUUCUUCUUUUGCUCCAAUGAAUUCAUUGCUUUGGUUCUUUUUUCUCUCCAGAUGAGACACAACGUGAGGCCGUACUUCCUGGGCUCGCCGUCACACAAGCUAGUGUAUGAUGUGAUCACGUGGGCGGGCACCCAGAUUGCCAUUUGUUACACUGUGGUGCCUUUUGUGCUGCUGUCUGUCGGGCCCUCUAUGAAGUUCUACAGGUGAGUGGCCAAAAACGAUGUCUCUGUCUUAAAUGGCAUCCUAUAGGGCUCUGGUCAAAAUUAGUUCACUAUAUAGGGAAUAGGGUGCCAUGUGGUACACAUCCAGAGAACAGUACUUUACCUCACUGAAGUCAAAAAAAGUAUUCAUAGUUUGACCUUGGAUGGAAGUGCAAGAACCAAUUGUGUUUUUAUCUAAACCUCUGACCAACAGGCUAAUUUAUUGCUGAAAUGUAGAGGACUAUUAGUCCUUCUGACAGACAUACUCUGAACAAAAAUAUAAAUGCAACAUGUAAAGUGUUGGUCCCAUGUUUCAUGAGCUGAAAUAAAAGAUCCCAGAAAUGUUCCAUAUGCACAAAAAAACGUAUUUCUAUAAAAUGUUGUGCACGAAUCUGUUUACAUCUCUGUUAGUUAGCGUUUCUCCUUUGCCAAGAUAAUCCAUCCACCUGACAGGUGUGGCAUAUCAAGAAGCUGAUUAAACAGCAUGAUCAUUACACAUUUGCACCUUGUGCUGGAGACAAUAAAAGGCCACUCUAAAAUGUGCAGUUUUGUCACAGAUGUCUCAAAUUUUGAGGGAGCUUGCAAUUUGUAUGCUGACUGCAGGAAUGUCCACCAGAGCUGUUGCCAGAUAAUUUUAUGUUCCAUAAGCCGGCUCCAACAUUGUUUUAGAGAAUUUGUCAGUACGUCCAACCGGCCUCACAACGCCAGCCCAGGACCUCCACAUCUGGCUUCUUCACCUCAAGGAUCGUCUGAGACCAGCCACCCGGACAGCUGAUGAAACUGUGGGUUUGCACAACCAAAGAAUUUCUGCACAAAAUGUCAAAAACUGUCUCAGGAAGCUCAUCUACAUGCUCGUCGUCCUCACCAGGGUCUUGACCUGACUGCAGUUCGGCGUCGUAACCGAUUUCAGUGGGCAAAUGCUCACCUUCGAUGGCCACUGGCACGCUGGAGAAGUGUGCUCUUCAUUGAUGAAUCCCGGUUUCAACUGUAUCUGUCAGACGGCAGACAGAGUGUAUAGCGUCGUGUGGGCGAGCGGUUUGCUGAUGUCAACGUUGUGAACAGAGUGCCCCAUGGUGGCGGUGGGGUUAUAUAUGGGCAGGCAUAAGCUAUGGACAACAAAGACAAUUGCAUUUUAUCUAUGGUAAUUUCAAUGCACAGAGAUACCGUGACGAGAUCCUGAGGACCAUUGUCGUAACAUUCAUCCGCUGCCAUCGCUUCAUGUUUCAGCAUGAUAAUGCACGGACCCAUGUCGCAAGGAUCUGUACACAAUCCCUGGAAACUGAAAAUGUCCCAGUUCUUCCAUUGCCUGCAUACUUACCAGACAUGUCACCCAUUGAGCAUGUUUGGGAUGCUCUGGAUCGACGUGUACGACAGCGUUUUUCCAGUUCCUGCCAAUAUCCAGCAACUUCGCACAGACAUUGAAGAGGAGUGGGACAACGUUCCACAAGGCCACAAUCAACAGCCUGAUCAACUUCAUGUGAAGGAGAUGUCAUGCUGCAUGAGGCAAAUGGUGGUCACACCAGAUACUAACUGGUUUUCUGAUCCACGCCCCUACCUUUUUUUUAAGGUAUCUGUGACCAACAGAUGCAUAUCUGGAUUCCCAGUCAUGUGAAAUCCAUAGAUUAGGGCCUAAUGAAUGUAUUUCAAUUGACUGAUUUCCUUUUAAGAACUGUAACUCAGUCAAAUCUAAGAAAUUGUUGCAUGUUACGUUAUAUUUUUGUUCAGUGUAUUUAGACUGAAUAGAGCUAGCAAGCUCUAGAGAUUCGAUUUUUGAUCUUUGAGAAUAGUCGAGGGCAUUAAACACAUUUGAUGUUGACAAUAAUUCUCUUUAUACAGUAGCUUUUUGUUCCCUUUCUGAGAAGUUGAAUGAACUUGUUGUGAUAGUUGAUGUGAACUUUCAGUGUACAACACCAAGAGAAAUUCCUUGCAACAUUUGCUGCAUGGCAAUAAAGUUGUCUGAUUCUUAUAUUGAUCCCUAAAUCAUCCCAUCUCUCCUCUCCCAGGUCCUGGUACUUCAGCGUCCACAUUGGCUGUGUCCUCCUGGCCGUAGCCCUGCCAGUCAAGCCCCGACACCUGCGCCUGAAGGAGCAGCAGAAAGGCCUGCAUCAGGCCCCCGUCCUCUCCCACCUGGACUCCACCUCCACAGACAGCAACUACAACCAGAAGACCAAGGCCACAUGA
Messenger RNA from Coregonus sp. 'balchen', 9074 nucleotides. The record is from the annotation of a GenBank genome assembly. NCBI's taxonomy places the organism in Eukaryota, Metazoa, Chordata, Actinopteri, Salmoniformes, Salmonidae.